Molecule: messenger RNA, 514 nt
Organism: Durusdinium trenchii
Lineage: Eukaryota; Dinophyceae; Suessiales; Symbiodiniaceae
Source: the annotation of a GenBank genome assembly
CUUCAACUCGCUUCCUCAUGAUAUGGCAGAUGGUAAACUGCCACCACCACCGCCACCACCACCACCGCCACCACCACCACCGCCUCCGUCGCCACCACCUGCACAGCUGGCAAAUGCAGUGCCCUUCAAUGUGCGGAGAGGGCAAGCAGUCUUCAAGAAGUAUUGUUCACAAUGCCACACCUUUAAACCUGAAGGAAGGGGCACAGUCCGAGGGCCUAACCUCUUUGGAGUGGUGGACUCCACCUCUGGCACCAAGGUGAAGGAAUGGGGCGGUAGCUUUCAACGGCUUGAGGACUCCGAUUUGAGACCUCAGUGGCUUUCACUUGAAGCAAAAAUAGCGAUGGCCUCCAAUAGCGAUGGCCUCCAACCUCAGAGUGAUGGCUUUCACUUGAAGCAAAUUGAAAUAGCUUUUAUUUGCCGCAAAGGCUGGACCAAAAAAUUCGCAAGAUUUCAAGGUCAUUUGGAGCAAAGAAACCCUGUUGGUUUGGCUUCAACGCCCUUCUGAUGUUGUGCC